Messenger RNA from Nasonia vitripennis (jewel wasp), 3097 nucleotides. RefSeq lists its product as uncharacterized. Lineage: Eukaryota; Metazoa; Arthropoda; Insecta; Hymenoptera; Pteromalidae. Gene Ontology annotation, molecular function: DNA binding. Bases 625 to 1737 code for a protein of 370 amino acids. The record is from RefSeq and is a predicted model, not a curated record. Gene Ontology annotation, biological process: regulation of transcription by RNA polymerase II. The transcript has 4 exons. Gene Ontology annotation, cellular component: nucleus; transcription regulator complex.
UAAUAUGCCCGAAUAGUUAUUUGGUGUUGGUUGAACUACCGCGAGGUAUGGAUGCGCAAAUUCGACAGUCGCCGUUUGUCACUUUUCCUCCGCCGCGUCAGGCGCGGUGGACCUAAGAAUAUAUAUCGUCUCUCCCUUCUCCUCCACUGCCGCUGGAUGAGUAUACUUCCCCUACGCUCUUUUUCUAGAUGCGUAUAGUUCGAUCGCAGGCCGCAAGUGGCGUCAUGAUCGAAUUCGCCACGCAUUUUUAACACGGCAUCGGCAAUCUCUCCUCUAAUCUCUGACACUACACUUUAUUGCGGACGGUCUAUCGAAAGUAACCGUUAGCGAUUAGCAGUUCCUCGUAUCUGAGCAGCGACGAGCGAGCAGUUCACCGAAUCGGAGCAGCGACGAGCAGUUCGCAAAAUCGGAGCAGCGCCACGCACGUCGAUUCCGCAAGACGCGAGUCGAGUCAAGCCAGUCGAGUGUGCCAGGUGCGCGGAAACUCAUCGGCAACAUAACCUACCUCAACUACGUAUCGCACUGACUAGACCUGUUGAUCGUCAACUGUGGAACAGAAAACACCGGAAAUUCGCAUACUUACAAGUUUUGGCCGCUGUUCAAGUGUUUAUCAAGUUUUUAUUUAUGGAUUAUGCGACAGAACAAUUACUAAUUUCGGAGAUACAAGCAAACAACAUUUUAUGGAACAAAACUGACUCGCAGUACAAAAACGGUCGCCAAAAGGGGAAAAUUUGGGACAGUAUAGCAGAAAAGCUACGAUAUAAGAAAGAAACUUUGAAGAACAAAUGGCUUUCUUUGAAAAACAAAUAUUUUCAUGAAAAAAACUUAGAAUCUAUGUGCAGAUCUGGGGAUAGUGCUGAUGAUUCCUAUACUUCUAACUGGCCACAUUAUCAGUUUCUGUCAGAUUCAACAGCUGAUCUUGAUCCUCGUUCAAAUUUAGACAAAUUGUUUGACCCUAACUUUGACGUUUCUGAGGACGAUUUUCAAGGGACUGCACCUGCUUACAAGGCAAAGUCAAAGCCAAAGAAAGCAUUGAAGCCAAAAUUUUGUAGUACAAAGAAGAAUCAAGAAAUGGAAAAGGGAAAUCCGCAGAUCAUAGACAAAACCAGAAGGGAUUCUCUGGUUGAAAGUAGCCAGAACGUUCGAAAUGUCUUGGACAAUUAUCUUUCUGAUAUGUCAGACGAUGAUAUCUUAUUUUUCAAGACUCUCGCUAGCUACGUUAAAAAGAUUAGUCGAGAACGUAUUUUAAAGUUUCGUAAUGAAGUGAAUAAUAUAGUAGACAAAUAUGCCUAUGAAGAUAAAUCAAAAGGAGGAAGACAGAUUUAUGAUUCUGAUAAUGAUGAUGAUUGUAUAAUUAUGAGCGAUAGUACGACAAAGAAAAUCAAUGUUCAAGGCAUUCACAAUAUUGCAAUAAAGAAGGAAAAGCACGUUGAACCCAUUAACUGUGGUACGAUUAAGAGGGAACCAGAUUUUCAACCUAAUCCCUGUUUUAUGACUGACAAAGAAAAUUACUCUGAACCUAAUCGAUGUGGCACAAUAAAGCAGGAAAAGGAUGUUCCACCAUUUGAGUAUGGAAUUAACCAGCAAGGAUAUGGUCCUCCAUUAUUUGGUUAUAAUCAAAACCAAUCCAUGCAACAACACAUACCAGGUCAACGCUACUGGGACAUGAUGAAAUAUUAUCAGUCACAGCAGCAUCCUUUCUUGUUGCCGGUGCCAUAUGUGGAAGAUCGACCAUGAUACCCACAAUAUUUCAAUAGUAUCCCAUCAGUACAAAAUUUUGAGCAACGAGCACCAGAAGUUAGUAGCUUUUCAGUCACACGUUCUACUGUACAAGGAGCAGGAGGAUAUAAUCCACCAGCAUACGUGCCCAGUAGAAACUGGGAUCUACCGUAUGCCCAAGGAGCACCAGAAGGCAGCUCAGCCCAGCUGAACGACCAUCGAGCUCCAGCUCGUACAUACAGCAGAGCUUCAGCCCUACCGUAUGCACAAGAAAGAGCAAGUGAUAGUGUUCCUGUACAUGAUGUAGAAGCAGCAGUACCGAAUGCGCCAGAAGCCAUAGUAGAAGAAAAAAGUAGCACAUAAGUUGUCCAGGAUCAUGGGGGACAUCUUUUUGUGCAAUUAGUUUUGACCUUGAACUCAAAUUUCAAGGUCAUUUGAAGGUCAAAUUUUUUUAAAAAUAGGAACCCCUAUUUUUGAUAGCAGAUUCGGAAAGAACAGGAAAUUUUACGUCCGAAACGGUAUUUCAAAAUUUUUUUCAUGACCUUCACAAGGUCAUUUCAAGGUCAAAUGUUAAGAAAUACUGUAAUUGCUAUUUAAUCGCAUUUUCUGAUAGAAUAAUCGUAGUUAAUGUACUUUUAUGAUGAAUAUUCAAACCCAAUGUGACAAUGACCAUGAAAAUAUUUACCUUGAAAACAAAAUAAUUCCCUAAUUUCAGCGCUACCCAGGAACAACGACGUGUACGUAUUAGGAUUAUGUUCCCUUUGGGGUGCUUUUUUAACGUGAGUCCCCUUGCCUCUCACUGGGGUGCUUGUUUACUGUGAGUCCCCUUGCCUCUCACUAGGAUGCUUGUUUAACAUUCGUUAACAAAUUUUUAGUGGUCAAAAGUAAAUUUUGAAGUAAACAUGAUAAUUUUCAAUAUCUGAGUUCUUAAUGGGAGGGGAAAUGGAACGUUAAAAAUCAAUGUUGUCAAUUCAUUCACGGUCGAAGCAGAGUCAAGUAAAAGUUUAACGUUUCAAAAGUGUAAAAAAUGGUUAAACAAUAAAGGUAGGAUGUUAAAAAAUACAUUAUUUAAGAUAAAAUAUUAAACAGCAUUUUGCUUUUGUAAUAUUAAAAAAAAAUUUUAAUAAUUGUAUUUGCCAAAGUGCAUCACUUCCAGUUUAGAUGUUUUUUUUUAAGUUGAAUUUCUUUAAUCUAAUAUGAAUUGUAACGAUUGUUCUCACGCUGUCUUCAAUUUAAAUCACAAUGUCUUAACGUAAGAAAAUAAGAAGUUACAAAUUUGAUUUAAAAAUUAUACAGUUUGAUAAUUCCUCCUUUUUUUGUUGUCACUUUCUUAUUUUGGUUUAGUUUCAAUUUCAAUAAAGAGUGAAUGUAAAUAAAA